AUGAGGAGAUUUUUGGUUCAAUCAGAAUCAGAACCACCGCAUGAUGUGGUUAAUGAGUUUAACCCAAAUGAAAUUGUGCGUGAUCCAGGUCGUAGGAAACAAAUUAAUGAGUAUGCUCUGGAUAUUCAAGACCAAGUGAGGAUGGCAUAUAUAUUGAAGGGUCCAAUGCAACCAGAUAUGCCAAGCUUUACUCGUACUCCAUUUGGAAGUAUUAACAGAGCAUCUAGUAAAUUAUGGUACAAGAAUUAUACAUGGUUAGAAUACAAUGAGAUUAAGGAUGCAACUUAUUGUUUUUAUUGUUUUCUAUUUAAGAAACCCGGGAGGACCGAGCACUUUGGUUUUGAAGUCUUUACUAAAAACGGAUAUAAAGAUUGGAAGCAUGCAUCACAAGGCUUUAAAGAUCAUGUUGGUAGUCAUAAUAGUUUGCACAACUCAUGUGUCAAGCAUUGCGAUGAUUAUAAUAAUCAAAGACAAAGUGUGGCUAGUAAGUUUUCUAAAGCAACCAAGGAAUCAGAAGAAUUAUAUAAGAUUCAUUUGACUUGUUCUGUAGACUGUUCAAGAUAUCUCAUUGCACAAGGCUUGGCUUUUCGUGGCCAUGAUGAAUCCGCUAUUUCUCUAAAUAAGGGCAAUUUUAGAGAGAUAGUAGAAUGGGUAAAAGCUAAGGAUGAACAAGUGAGCGAUGCUCUUGAUCGUGGUGGAAAAAAUGCACAAUGA
Messenger RNA from Vicia villosa (hairy vetch), 714 nucleotides. RefSeq lists its product as uncharacterized. The coding region runs from base 1 to 714 and encodes 237 amino acids. NCBI's taxonomy places the organism in Eukaryota, Viridiplantae, Streptophyta, Magnoliopsida, Fabales, Fabaceae. The transcript has a single exon. The record is from RefSeq and is a predicted model, not a curated record.